AUGAACAAGUGUAUCUUACUUAUGGGUCUUUAUCUGCUGGGAUCCGCCAGAGGAGCAUCAGGUCAGCCUGAUGAGCCUCCUGGCUCUAUGGAUCAUCAAUCUUCGAUUCAUCAACUUUCAGGUGAAUACUUUCCACUUGGAAACCCUUCUGAUGCCGAGGCUUUAUAUGAGACAUCAGGUGAGAACACUUUAAUUGAGCAUGGUUCCAGUGAGCAUGGCACAAGCGAGCACACUUCUGGUGACCAGCCUUCAGGGGACCAGCCCUCGGGUGAAAAAUCUGCAGCAGAAAAGCCUUCAGGUGAACACACUUCAACUGAACAGCCUUCAGGCGAACACGCCGCUGGUGAACACGGUUCAGGUGAACAGGCUGUCACUUCAGGUGAACACACCUCAGAGGAACAGGCUGCUGCUUCAGGUGAACACGGUUCGGGUGAACAAGCCGCCACUUCAGCUGAACGUGGUUCAGGUGAACAGGCCGCAACUUCAGGUGAACAUGGUUCGGGUGAACAGUCUGCCGCUUCGGGUGAACAGUCUGCCGCAUCAGGUGAACACGUAGAUUGCCACACGUGUGCUUUCAUGAAUGAUCAAGGAAAAUGUCUUCGUGGAGAGGGAGUCUGCACCACUCAGAAUUCCCAGCAGUGUAUGCUAAAGAAGAUCUUUGAAGGUGGAAAACUCCAAUUCAUGGUUCAAGGGUGUGAGAACUUGUGCCCAUCUAUGAACCUCUUCUCCCAUGGAACCAGGAUGCAAAUUACAUGCUGCCGGAAUCAAUCUUUCUGCAACAAGGUCUAG
Messenger RNA from Lepus europaeus (European hare), 789 nucleotides. RefSeq names its product acrosomal vesicle protein 1 (gene ACRV1). Lineage: Eukaryota; Metazoa; Chordata; Mammalia; Lagomorpha; Leporidae. The coding region runs from base 1 to 789 and encodes 262 amino acids. The record is from RefSeq and is a predicted model, not a curated record. The transcript has 5 exons.